UUUCACUUGAUAGCAAUGAAAUCCCACGUGAAUCCCAUGGGAUUUCAUUGUCAUUAUGUGAACUUUGAUGUGCAUUUGUAAUACUAAUAUGCAUUACAUACUCACAACUUCAUAUGGGCCAGUCAGUGUCUUCUUAAUAUGUUUUACUACUACUAGUGAUAAACUGACCUUUGACCCACUUAUUAAUACAUAAACAGAGCUCACAUAGGCUGCACCUCACUGUUGCUUACUGACUAACCAUCAUUUAUUCAACAAAAUGCAAUGGCUAAUAAUGCAGAUUUUUUUAUCCAUCCUGCUUUUCUCAUAUGGAAAUACGCUCCCAGCACCUUGUGACAGUCAGAUCUACUGCACAGGAGAAGUCCUGAGACAAGUGCAAAUGGCUAAACUGUUUGAUGAUGACAAGUAUUUUGUAGAUAUGAAGCUGACUGCAGCUCCUGACGUCGUUGUGGAGGCUUUUGCUAAUCUGACCUCAGAGUUCCCAAACAGGACCGUCUCUUCGUCAGAUUUAAUGAAGUUCCUGAAUAUAUACUUUGAAGAGCCGGGUAAGGAGUUUGAGAUGUGGACUCCUACAGACUGGCAUUCUAACCCAAAUAUCUUGUCCAGAAUUUCUGACCCACAAUAUCGCAGCUGGGCUGAAGAACUGCAUGGUUUGUGGAAAUCGUUAGGUCGAAAGAUCCGUGAUGAUGUCAGAGACCACCCUGAGCUGUACUCACAGAUUUACACCCCGCAUCCCGUUGUUGUGCCAGGUGGACGCUUCAGGGAACUCUAUUACUGGGACUCAUAUUGGGUAAUAAAUGGUCUCCUUUUGUCUGAGAUGACUGAAACAGCUCGAGGAAUGAUCCUAAACUUCAUGCACCUGGUGGAAAAGUACGGCUUUGUCCCAAAUGGAGGCCGAAUUUAUUAUGCGCGGCGGAGUCAGCCUCCGUUCCUUCCCCUAAUGGUGGAAAGCUUCUAUGAGGUCACCAGAGACAAAGACUUCCUCAGGCAGGUUUUGCCAGCACUAGAAAAGGAGUACAGCUUUUGGAUGCAGAAUCGCUCUCUUGCUGUGGAGUUAAGUGGAGUGACACAUAUCCUGAAUCAUUACAAUGUACAGGCAGGCGGGCCCAGACCUGAGUCCUACAGUGAUGAUGUAGAGCUGGCUAAAGACUUGUCGACAGAUGCUCAGGAGAAACUGUGGAUAGAAUUGAAAACCGGAGCGGAAUCAGGCUGGGAUUUCUCUUCUCGUUGGUAUAUUGACAGCAAGGGUCUAAACAAUGGCACCCUGCGUGACACACAGACCAGCUCCAUCCUGCCUGUUGAUCUCAAUGCCAUUAUGUGCCGCAAUGAGCAGCUAUUAGAGUCCUUCAACAGGAUUCUGGGUAAUGAGCAGCAGGCAGUGGAAUAUGAGCAGGCACUUUCUGCUAGAAUUAAGGCAGUUGAAAGUUUACUGUGGGACACAGAGAAAGGAGCCUGGUUUGAUUUCAGCCUAGUAACCAAGACUCGACACUUAGCCUUCUACCCAUCUAACCUGGCACCUAUUUGGGCACACUGUUAAUCUAGACCUGGGAUGGCUGAUCAGGCUGUACAAUAUCUGAGGGAUAGUGGAAGUUUGGACUCUCCUAACGGGAUUCCCACCUCUCUGAGUGAGAGUGGGCAGCAGUGGGACAUGCCCAAUGCCUGGCCUCCUCUUCAACACAUGAUUAUACAGGGGCUCUCGGGGCUCGAUUCAGCCCACGCUAAAGAGCUCGCCUUCGAUCUGGCCCAACGGUGGAUUCAGACCAACUGGCGGGCGUACACCAUAUACGAGGCCAUGUUUGAGAAGUAUGAUGUCAACGGUGAUGGAAAGCCUGGAGGAGGUGGCGAGUAUGAAGUUCAGUUGGGAUUUGGAUGGACCAAUGGUGUCGCUCUGCAGCUGCUGAACCAGUACGGUGAUAGGCUGAGCUCUGGAGGGUGUGUCCUGAACGCUAGUGUUCUGAUUGGACUCGUCUAUACCAUCUUGAAAACUCUGCUCUGAUCCUGAGCAACAGUGUCAGGAAGCUGAAUCAGAGAUAACCCGAGAAAAACCCACAUCAGAAUUUGACAGUCAAAGCAGGAAUGAUUGAAUCAGUGUCUUUCUUGCUUACUUCUCUUUGUCUCCUUGUCUUUUAUGAUUACUUCAUUCUGUACUAGUUGGUGUAAGUAAGGUGGUUAGGAAUACUAAGAAUAUAAGAACUAAGUGUUUGAAUCUGUUGAAACCUGUCAAGAACAUG
This is a messenger RNA of Xyrauchen texanus (razorback sucker), 2228 nucleotides long. RefSeq names its product trehalase-like. NCBI's taxonomy places the organism in Eukaryota, Metazoa, Chordata, Actinopteri, Cypriniformes, Catostomidae. Gene Ontology annotation, biological process: trehalose catabolic process. The record is from RefSeq and is a predicted model, not a curated record. The transcript is spliced from 15 exons. Gene Ontology annotation, molecular function: alpha,alpha-trehalase activity.